CUCUCUCUCCGACUUGUUUCCCCUGCGAUCCGAAGAACACACACCCCUUUCGAAUCCAACUCCGAAGCGCUUCGAAUCCUUCCGAUGAAGUUCUUCUCGGACCUGCGCGCGUGCUACCGCUCCGGCGCCGGCGGCGACGGCGACGGCGACGCCGACCCCGGUCCGAUGCUGCGGGAGGAAGCGCGCCCCCCGCUCUCGUACGGGGGCGGGGGCGGUUUGGACGGGCGGAGGCGCAGGUCGACCGGCGGCGGGAGGAGGCUGACGAGGGGCGACGCGGGGAGCGCACUGGCGCCCGGCGCUCUCGGCCAUCUCGGAGGACAGCGACGUCGCCGCCGCCGCAGCCGCCGCCCGGGCGGCAGAGGCGAAGAGCAGGGGGCGCGGCGCGAACGCCGCCGUCAAGAGGCCGCCGCCCCCGAAGGGCGGGUCGGCGGCGAAGAGAGCUCAGAGCUUCGGCGACAGAGAAGACUACCGGCCGAACCCGUUAUCGAUGUUCAUGCCAGCAUUCUCGCCGACGCCGUUCAUGAUCUGAGAUGAGACCGGCGUUUGCGCUACACAUCUCCUCGGUUUCUUCUUUUUUUUCCUUCUUCUUUAUGGGGUUAAUUGGUCACCCAAAAGCUGUAAAUUUGAGUGGUGGAUGGAUUAGCGCAGAGGAGCUGUAAAUAGAUAGAGGUCUCUUUCAAAGUACUGUUCAAUUAGAGAUGUGGGGCAUUGAUUGUGUUUACGAGUUGCUUCCAUUUCCUCUUUCUAAGGAGUGCAAGAAUGAGCUUUGAUCAUA
Messenger RNA from Syzygium oleosum, 775 nucleotides. RefSeq lists its product as uncharacterized. The coding region runs from base 85 to 534 and encodes 149 amino acids. The transcript is spliced from 2 exons. Lineage: Eukaryota; Viridiplantae; Streptophyta; Magnoliopsida; Myrtales; Myrtaceae. The record is from RefSeq and is a predicted model, not a curated record.